Molecule: messenger RNA, 7757 nt
Organism: Ahaetulla prasina
Lineage: Eukaryota; Metazoa; Chordata; Lepidosauria; Squamata; Colubridae
Gene: MBOAT2
Product: membrane bound O-acyltransferase domain containing 2
Exons: 13
Coding region: 337-1896 (519 amino acids)
Biological process (GO): lipid modification
Cellular component (GO): membrane
Molecular function (GO): acyltransferase activity
Source: RefSeq, a predicted model, not a curated record
CGCCUCUUCUCGAUCGAUUGGGGCCGGCGCUGACUCGGGAUUGGUCAAGGAAGCCGUCAUUUGUCCGGGCGAGUUUUGCUGCCCUCUUCUUGUCACGCCGCCGCCACUCGGGGUUGGGGCGUUUUUUUGCGCGCUGCCGCUGCCCUUCUCCUCCUCCUCCUCCUCCUCCUGCCGCCGCUGCUGCUGCUGCUUUCGAUGUUCUGAGGCAGAAGUGAGGGGAGCGGUGGCGGCCGCUGGACCUUCUCCCCUUUCCUCUCUCUCUCUCUCUCUCUUCUAUCAUCUUGGCUUGGCCCCCGGUUUGGGGGUGGGGUGGGGUGGGGGAGCGCCUUCUCCGCCAUGGCCACCAGCACCACAGGCUCCACGCUGCUGCAGCCUCUCAGCAACGCCAUUCGGCUACCCAUAGACCAGGUCAACUUUGUAGUGUGCCAACUGUUUGCCUUGCUGGCUGCUGUGUGGUUUCGAACUUACCUUCAUUCAAGCAAAACUAGUCCAUUCAUAAGGCAUGUUGUUGCCACACUAUUGGGCCUUUAUCUUGCACUUUUUUGUUUUGGAUGGUAUGCCUUACAUUUUGUUAUACAAAGUGGAAUUUCAUACUAUAUCAUGAUCAUUAUAGGAGUGGAAAAUAUGCACAAAUAUUGUUUUGUUUUUGCUUUGGGAUACCUCACUGUGUGCCAAAUUUCUAGAGUUUAUAUAUUUGACUAUGGACAAUAUUCUGCUGAUUUUUCAGGCCCAAUGAUGAUAAUUAUUCAGAAAAUUACAAGUUUGGCGUAUGAAAUUCAUGAUGGAAUGUUCCGAAAGGAGGAAGAACUGUCACCAUCACAGCGAUGCUUAGCCGUGAGACGCAUGCCAAGUCUACUGGAAUAUUUAAGUUACAACUGUAAUUUCAUGGGUAUCCUGGCAGGCCCAUUAUGCUCUUAUAAAGACUAUAUUACUUUCAUUGAAGGCAGAUCAUAUCAACUGACUCAGUCGGAAGCAAAUGGGAAAGAAGAAAUAAAAUACGAACAAACAGACCCCUCCCCAAAUAUAGCUGUGGCGCAGAAACUUGUAGUGUGUGGACUAUCCUUAUUAUUUCACAUGACUGUUAGCAAAACUUUCCCUGUAGAAUACAACAUUGAUGACCAAUUCAGAGCAACAGCAUCUUUUCCUACAAAGAUUAUCUACCUAUACCUGUCACUAAUGGCUGCCAGGCCGAAGUAUUAUUUUGCAUGGACUUUGGCAGAGGCAAUUAAUAAUGCAGCUGGAUUUGGCUUUAGAGGUUACGAUAAAAAUGGAGUCCCACACUGGGAUUUGAUUUCAAAUCUACGAAUUCUGCAUAUAGAGUUUUCAACAAGUUUCAAGAUGUUUCUUGAUAACUGGAAUAUACAGACAGCACUUUGGCUCAAAAGGGUAUGCUAUGAACGAGCCUCUUUCAGUCCAACAAUACAAACUUUUAUCUUAUCAGCCAUUUGGCACGGGGUAUAUCCUGGAUAUUAUUUAACUUUCUUAACAGGGGUACUAAUGACACUUGCAGCACGAACAAUUAGAAAGAACAUUAGAAAUUAUUUUCUUGAUUCUCCAGCCAUUAAAUUAUGUUAUGAUAUCAUGACAUGGAUCACAACUCAAAUAGCAAUAAGUUACACAGUUGUGCCAUUUGUACUUCUCUCUAUAAAACCCUCCUACAUAUUUUACAGUUCCUGGUAUUUCUCCCUCCAUAUUGCCUGCAUUUUAGUGCUGAUGUUUCCAAUGACAAGAACUCAAAAAGGGAAUAAAGAGCAAGAAAGCAUCCAGCUUUCAUGGUCCAAACAGCAAGAAGAAGGAAAAGAAAAAAGAAUUACGGGACAUAAUAGUUAUUCUGUGGCAAAUAGCUUCAAUCAAAGAAGAGACAUCACAUCCAGAAAUACAGCAACAAAACAAUGAUUACAGAUGCUAUAGAUGCUAUAUUUUAUAUUUUCAAGACCAUUUAUAGCACCUUUUAAAAGGGGUUUGUAUUUGUCUGAAAAAAUGGUUAGAAAAGAAUGCUAUAUCUCUAGGGAAUAUACUAGUAAGAUGAAAGCAAAGCUAAUUAACCACACCUAUGGAUCAUGCCUUAUAUGGAAAUACUACAAUUAUUCCAGUGGGCACUCAGGACCAACAGCGUAUGUCAUCGGCGUGCCCCUAUGCUGAAUGUACAUUGUAAAUCCCUAGGCACUAUGGGGGUGGGAAACCGUUGUGUCAAUCUGGAAUACCAGAAGGAAAAAAUCUUGCAUUGCCUUAAACCCUCUAUCUACUGAAAAGUAAUGUUUCUAAAUAGUAUUUUCAUGUUUAGUAUAAUAUAUUUAAAGUAUAAUUGAAAAGUAAGCUUUGGAUUCUGAGGGACAAAACAAGAAAUGGAAGCAGAAAACCCCACUGCCUGAAGUCAAAAGAAGAAGGAACUGCAAUAAGCACCUCACUAUCUGAAGGGUUUUCGUAGUAUAUCAGGUUUGUACAGUAGAGAAUGGAAAGCAUUGCUAAUGCUAAAUUAUAGUUGGUUUCUAUGAUUAAAAACAGUGGUGAAAGGAAAGUCCUCUGAAAACUUAAAAAAUAUAUAUAUGAAAAAUCAUCCUUUCUAGAGCCAAAUGUUUUAAUUUAAUUUAGCUCUUUAGGAUGAGUAAGCUUUGCAGCAACCUUCACAAAAUGUGCACGGAAUUCCUAUUAAAGCUGCAACUUUCGAAUAACAAUUAUCCUUCUAAAAUCCUAUAGAAAUCAUUUCACCCGGGGGGGGGGCACUAGUAAGGUGGAUCAGAUAUAGAAUUAGUGUGAAAAGGUGCUUAAGAUGGCCACUUAUGGUUAUAAUUCAGUUUAUAUUAAACAAAAAGUGAAAUUGUUAAAUUGGUACUGUCUAGUUGAACACCAUAAACUCUGUAACACCAGAAUACCUGUGAUUUAAAAAAAAAUUAAAGUGGGAUGUAAUAUAUGGGAACCAUAGUGUAAUAUUUGAUAAAAUUUUCCCAACCAGUUCUUUUGUUUCAUAAUUUUACCUUGAAAAUAUAUCAAGGGAAUUGAUAAAUUAUUAAUUGCUUUCUGUUGAAAAUUUACAAUUGGUAAAGAAAUGAUGUGCUAAAGGGCUAUAACUUUCGUUUGCUUGCUUGUUUAUCUGUUAGAUUUUUUACUGAAUGGAAAAGAUGUUAUCUUUAAAAUACACAGAAAGUGACUCAUGGUAAGAAAUGAAAAAUGGCAUUUUGUUAUUAUUAAAAUAAGCUGAUUUUUCAUUCCUACUUUGUUUUAAAACCUAAAUGUUAUAUACCACAUGUCCAAAUAUUUAAUGAAUCCACAAAGAGAGAAAUAGAUCCUGGCUAUUGUCAGGAACCUUGGAAAGAAAUGAUAGAGACAUUUCAGGAGAAAUGUUAUGUUAUCGUAAAUUUGAUCUUCCAAUCUGUUUUUCAAUGACAAAUAAGAGUAGGCUAUAUUUCUUGUUUGGGGUGUUUAUUCUGUUCCGAAAUCUUCCUUCUAGAGAGAACUACAGACAGAUGUGAUUUGUGGAAGGAAACAAAUGAUGCAAAUUAAUAAUUUCCCUAGCAAAUGGAGUGUUCAUUUGGAGAGUAGGUAAUUGAAUAUUAAAGAGGGCUUUCAAGUUGGUGAAAAUAAACUUUAUCAUUAGGAGAAAUAGGCUCGCUGUAUCUCCUGAUGUAAACACAAAAACUCUUUUAGUUUAUUGCAGAACAUAAUGGAGCAACAUGCAAAUAGGUUUAUGAUGGUUUUAUUUGUGCCAAAUUACUUUUCCCUCCCCCCCCCCAAUUCAGAUAUAUAAUGGAAGCUCCAGCUGAAUAUACGAAGUCUUCUUUAUGCAGAAAUCAGCACCAUAUGAGCAUCAGGAAGAAACUAUGUUGGGUACAUGCAAUGAAGCUGGAUAAUAUAGCCUACAGUGAUACCUUGCUAUAACUACUUUCUAUAAUGGCUGCACAUGGCUGCCCAGUUGUUCACUUAAUAUUAUAUUAAAGAUAUCUGUGGCUAUUCAUGGUAAAGAGGAAGAUAUAAAUAUAUUUUGGUGCAUUCUCUACAAUGGUAUAUAUCUGUUAUCUGUAUAAAAAAUGUCAACAUCAGUAGAGGUAGUUCCUAUUUACUGAAGACUAGUUUUCCCUAUCUACAGCCUUGUUCAAUGCUAUUUCAAGAAAAGCUACUUCUUAGAUACAGAUGAAUAGCAUCUUUCUCUCUUCCUCUCCCUCCCUCCCUCCUUCCUUCUCUCUCACACAAUUACUCAGUUUCAGAAUUUACAAGAAAACUCACUUCCGGUGUAUGAAAAAGCAGCUAUUUAUUUUACUCAUAGAAAUCAGUGGAAACCACUGAAAACUUGAAAAACCUGCUUUGUCCACUUUUUACCUACUCCUGUGUGUCUAGUCAUAUUUGAUCUUUUGGGAAUGAAUAACAAGUUCCAAGGGAUAGUGAAGAUGAAGGAUCAAGAGUUCUUUUCAUUUUCUGGCUUAUCUGUUAAUAAACGAAAGUAAGGCCAAGCUUGCUAUUGCAAAGCAGCCUCAAAGACCUGAAAAGGAAACAUGAAAUCCAUUCUGUAGUUUGAAGUUUCCCCUGUCAAUUGACUAUAACGUUAGUAUUUGGAUUCAUGAAAUGUAUGAGCUUCGUACUUGUAUAAUAUUUACAUUAACAGAUUUGCAAAAUAUGCUCUGUACUCUUUAACAUCCUCUUAUCAGAGUACAAAUUCUUUCAUCUGGCACAAACAAUUGAACUCACUUAUUAACUUAAUUAUUUAUAACUUUGUGCAUAGUUACAUGGAAGCAGAUAAUUGAAUAUAAUCUGAUUUAUUUCAGAAUAAAUAGACAACCCCUCCCCCCGUUUUAUUUCUUCCUCUGUGAUAGAUGAUGAACGUAAUUAAACUUUCUUACGGUCAUAGACCAGCAAAAAACACAGUUAUACUGAACUUUCUGGAAAUAUAGUUACAAUAUAUCCAAUCAGUACCGAGGAUCUUAAUCCAACUUAAAGUUGUAACAAGCAAAGUUAUGGGAUGAAAUGACACUAAUUUAUUUUGUAGGUUUGAAACCAGGGAGUAGAAGACAAAAAACAGGGUUUUUUUUUAGUUUUUAAGUUAAUUCCAAAAAGAGAGUUCUUUGUAAAUGAAGUGAACUUGACAUGCUUCACAGUAAAUGCUCUCAUUCCUGAAGAAACUGACAAAAAUAAGAUUUUGUAAGUUUUGACACCUUUUAGAAAGCUGAUAUUUGCAAGUUCCUUGUAAGGUAUUAGUUAUUUUCCCAAAAGAUAUUUAUUUUUCAUUGUUUAUUAUUUGAGUACGAGUAGUCCUCGAUAUAGAACAGUUUGUUUAGUGACUGAUCACAAUUACAAUGGCACUGAAAAAAGCGACUCAUGACUGUUUUUCACACUUACGACAGUUGCAGCAUCCCCUGUGGUCACAUGAUCAAAAUUUGGAUGUUUGGCAACCGGUUCAUAUUUAUGAUGAUGGCAGUGUCCGGGGUCAUGUGCUCCCCUUUUGCAACUUUCUGACAAGCCAAGUCAAUGGGGAAACCAGAUUCACUUAACUGGGUUACUAAGUUAACAACUACAAUGAUUCCCUUAACAAUUGUGGCAAGAAAAGUCAUAAAAUGGAUCAAAACUCAAUGUCUUGCAUAGCAACAUAAAUUUUGGGCUCAGUUGUGGUCGUAAGUCAAGGACUACCUGUAUUUGAGUUUUUAUCCUUGCCCACAAGGAAAUUUCCAGACUUACAUUUUGGAAACUAUUAUUAUUAGAGCUAUGCAAAGCACUAGCACUACAGAAUAUAAUAAUUAUUAUGGAACACCUUUUGCUGGUGCGUCAGAGGAGCUGUAUCCUUUACAAAGUUCACGGGGCUGCUUUGAAAACUGUGGGGGGGGGGGGAAAGAGACAGACAAAGCACAUCCACUGGGACCCCCAAGGAUGUGGCUGCUUCAGUACUAUAUACAGUACUUCCAACAGAGGUGCUUUAUUUGCACAAACGUGCUUUGAAGUCAGUAGUUUAAAUGCUCAACCUUAACUAUAGCAUAAAGUGUUUUACAUAAACUGGGAGAUCAGCCUAUGAAAACCCUCUCUUAGUUCCUUGAGGUUCUACCACCAAAUUCUGUGGCAUAAUGACAGAUACUCAGCACUGCAGCUUUUGAAAAUACAGAGCAGAAACAAAAGGACUCUGGGAUGCAAAUUUCUUCAAACCCACAAACCCAAAAUCACAUUAUAAAAAUGUGCCCGUUUUGCAAUUAAAAAUUAAUAACAUGACUUUGUUAGAGGAUAUUAGAUGGAAAUAACAUUUCUGCCCCGAAAAGGUCUUCCAGUUAAAAGACUCCAAUGCAGAGAAAUAUCUAACCCUUGACUUUAGAAAAAGAUCACUACGGAUACUGGUUCACUCAGUGUUGUUCUACAUACACAUUAGAACAACCUCCUGUGUGAAAAGAAAAAUUAAAAUGAGAAUUUUGCAAGGCAAAACAUUUUAUUUUUUAAACCAAAGUUCAAUUUUGAAAUAUAUUUGUAUCUUCCCACAGUAAUUCCUAUGUGUCCUGAAAACCUCUGCUAGGAAACCAAUCUAAAAGGCCUCGGACGUGGAGUAGCAAGCAUGAAAGUUCUGGGUGUGCAGAUUUUCAUAAACCGGGAUAUUUGUAGUAAUUGUAAUAAUUAUUUUUCUAUAGUAUGUAAUUUCCAUUCUGGGCCAACUUGAAAAUACUGGAAACUUGUAUUGCCCUUUGUCUUUAACAGGUUUCAAUCUUAUUGUCACACCAGUUUUCUUCUUUCUUUUUUAAAAUAUUUUUUUUUUGGCAUUGAUUCAAGUUGAGUCCCUGGGAUCAUUGUCUAGUUCACUAUAGCAAUUUGAUGGGCAGCUCCACUCAUUUUGGCUUUUCUGUUUCCAUUGCACAUACUGUCUCUUUAUAGUGUAAAAUCUGUCUCUUUAUGGCAGAAGUCUCAAACAUUGCUUAGAACAGUGCAUAUCAUAAUUGCAUCUGAACUCAUCAGGCUUUGUAAGAGAACCGAUUCACUACAUUUGUUUUUCUUUUCAGUUUUGUCCUGCUAUAUAUACUUUCAUGUCCUUUUGCUUUUCAUUAUUAUUGAUUCUGUCUAGUUUUCUGUUACCUAUGAUCUUAACAAUGGCAAAAAGAUACAGAGUAGUAUAUAAAAAUACUAUUGAAACCAAACCUCAAAUAUGUUUGCUAGCUCUACAAAAAUAUUCUACAUGUACUGAAUGGAAACCAGCAACACCAUGGACAUAACACAGUCACUAAAGUUAAUAUAAAUGUUAAUCAGUGCAAAAAUAUGAUUGUGGAAUUCAGUUCACAUUUGGAUACAGAUUAAGGGAUUUUUCUUAGUUGAAUGUGGAAACAGUUAUGUAUUUUUCCUCUCCAGUAUCUGCUUUUUAAGAGGAAAAUAUGCUUCAGAAGUGGAUAGUUGCAGUAUUUCCUCAAAUUGCCUUCCCCAAUUCAAAGUAUAAAGACCUUAUUCAUUUUUAUUAUUCCAAUCUCUCUAUAUUUUUAAAAAAUUGUUAUUUUUGAACAGAUCCAUACAAUUAGGUCUUGGUGUAUGGUAAUUUAAGAUACCACUGUUAGUUUACACUGUGAUGUGAUAUUUUAAUAAUUACUUAUUUCUAGUUCUGUCUUGGAGAUGCUACAAUUAUGUAGCAUACUGCUAUGUUUUAAAGGUGUUUUUAACUUACCUAUAAAUGUUUUUCUAAUUUGCAAAUUUCAAAUCUGAUUAAACAAUAGCAAAAAAGGUCUUGUUUUCUCUAUAUCAUAAUUGUUAAUUGUUAGUUUAAAUAUAAUGCCUUACAAAUAAGCUGCAAUGUCUAAUUGAUAAGCCACUAG